This is a messenger RNA of Stegostoma tigrinum, 1253 nucleotides long. Its product is annotated as gastrula zinc finger protein XlCGF7.1-like. Bases 292 to 1095 code for a protein of 267 amino acids. The transcript has 3 exons. Gene Ontology annotation, biological process: negative regulation of transcription by RNA polymerase II. Lineage: Eukaryota; Metazoa; Chordata; Chondrichthyes; Orectolobiformes; Stegostomatidae. The record is from RefSeq and is a predicted model, not a curated record. Gene Ontology annotation, molecular function: DNA-binding transcription repressor activity, RNA polymerase II-specific.
GCGAAGUUAGGCUUGCUGCUUGGGAGUGAUUUCAUUUUCAGCUUUUGAUCGGAGAAAAUUCGGCGGGAUAAUAGGGGUGCUGGAUCCAGAAGCGACUCAAAAACACUUCAUAAAGAUACUGAGAUAUUAGAAGAAGAUUUGCAAAUAGGAAGCCAAACAGAACAUCAAAUCAAAAUCUGAUAAACUGAUCUGAUCACUUGAUUCAUCAAGGCCUGAAUAUUGUCUGAAUGUGGCUACUGGAAGGGGAGGAUUUGCAGUUGGGAAAUUGGAACCAAAUGUCAUAUCAAGAUUAUGGAGUCAAUCAAUUCGCCAGGACCUGAAUCUCAUCACACUUUGAAUAUGGAACUGAAAAGCACAGUUCAUAGUGAGGAGAAACCAUGGGACUGUGAUGUCUGUGGAAAACGAUUUAGGUACCCAUCUCAGCUGGUAACUCACCACCGUACUCAUGCUGGAGAGAGACCGUUCACUUGCUUGGAGUGUGGCAAAGAAUUUUCUGAUUCUUCCAACCUGCUGCAACACCAGCGAGCCCAUGCUGAUGAAAGACCCUUUAAAUGCCAAGACUGUGAAAAGUGUUUUAAAACUUUCAGGAGUCUUAAGUGCCAUCAACGUAUUCACACUGAUGAGAAACCAUUCAGGUGCUUUCACUGUGGGUUAGUGUUCAGGAAUUCAUCUAAUCUGAAUAGACAUCAACGCAGUCAUACGGGGGAGAUGCCAUUCACUUGCACCAACUGUGGUAAGGGAUUCACUCAGUCAUCCAGAUUGCUGACACACCAACGAGUUCACACAAGGGUGAAACAAUUGACCUGCCCUGAAUGUGGGAAGGAAUUCACUGAGUUCUCCAGCUUGCUGAGUCACCAACGAGUUCAUGCUGGGGAAAGACUAUUUAUUUGCUCUAAGUGUGGAAAGGAAUUCACUUACUCAUCCAACUUCCUAACAGAUCAGCAAGUUCACAUUGGAGAGGGACCGUUUACAUGCCCUGAGUGUGGGAAGGUAUUCACUCUGUUAGCUACUCUCCUGACACAUCAACAUCAACACCCACCACCAUUAACCUGCUCUGAAUGUGAAAGAGAUUCACUCAGCUACCCCAUGUGCUGAGGUACCUGUGAAUAUAUAGGUUACGACAGUGAUUGGAUUGUGCUAUAAAUCACGUUCAGGAAUGAACCAUGUUUAUUGAGGCCUUUUUCUGAUGUUAUUAAAUUCUAGCUCAGUUUUAUAUCACAGAUAAAAGUCAAAUAAAUCCACUUUGUGUUAAA